Carya illinoinensis is the source of this 666-nucleotide messenger RNA. RefSeq lists its product as uncharacterized. The transcript has 5 exons. The record is from RefSeq and is a predicted model, not a curated record. Lineage: Eukaryota; Viridiplantae; Streptophyta; Magnoliopsida; Fagales; Juglandaceae. The coding region runs from base 154 to 666 and encodes 170 amino acids.
UGAAACCCAUUUCAGAACCGGACCUCAACGCUGCAGAAAAAACCCAUUUGAAGACCCAUUUCAAAGCCGCACCUUCACGCUGCAGAAGGUUUUCGUCCAUUGGUUCAAGCUGCAGAAGCUCAGCGUCCAUUGUUGAGUUCAUAUCGUCUCAUCAUGGAAAAAGGGGAAGAACACUCAUCUCCCCUAACACCAUCUAGCUCAAAUCUCCCAACCACGGGCAUACCGUCAACUUCUCUAACAUUCAGAAAUUACAUGCACAUGCACGGUUACUAUGGAGAACUUCCUACGUUGUCACCAGGUCUAAUGCAACAGCCAGAUGGCUACCAAUAUCCAUUCAAUAUUCAAGAGUACGAUGCUGGUUACCCAACUUCUGUUAUGACUACUGGAUCCGCCGCAAACAAAAAAGAUGAUAUAGAAGACUUGUCUCCCGAAACUGAUAUCCCAUGUACCUCCGCUGAAGUUGAAGAAAGCGGAAAAGAUAGAGCUGAUGGUAUGGAAACCACCACGGAUGUCGUUGCCGAGACAGCUCAGUUAGAUGAUGGAGUUGGUGGUGACACGAUUGAGGAGCCCAAGUCGAAGAUGGGGUUUAAUUCUUUUGAAGAGAUGUUCUUUGGGAUGGAUGGAUCACAACCAAUUGAUGGAUCACAACCCAUAGAUGGUCAGUGA